Dreissena polymorpha is the source of this 1194-nucleotide messenger RNA. RefSeq lists its product as uncharacterized. The record is from RefSeq and is a predicted model, not a curated record. The transcript is spliced from 7 exons. The coding region runs from base 256 to 1194 and encodes 312 amino acids. NCBI's taxonomy places the organism in Eukaryota, Metazoa, Mollusca, Bivalvia, Myida, Dreissenidae.
UCGGAUACAACUCAUUUAUGAAAGAAAUCAUCACUUCUUCUGAUAACCGAUGUUGGACUCACUUGUUGAGAAAAACACAAUCAAAGGAUCCGAUGAACCUUUGUUCACGGGUCAUUAUCAAUCAAUGCGGAGAAUAAAAUAAACAAACAUGCUGUGUAUAUAUAAAUAACACAAUUAGGUGACACAGAAUACUGCAGUGUAAUAUUCUAAAAAUGUGAAGAUUGAAACAAUAUGGAUACAUAAAAUAUAUAAAAUAUGUGUGAUAAAAGACAAAGUGUAAAUUCUAUUUUAAACGGUGGAAAUAAAGUUUCAUUUAAAUCGUUAUUAACGUUUUGUCGACUAAAUGUGAUUUUAAGCGCCGUAUGCCUUCUCCCGCUUUGCGCCGCACAGUGCCCAACGAGCGACCGGGUGCAAGUGACGACACAAGAGUGCUUCCGGGAGUACAGCAUCCAGAAGGUAUAUGUGGACAGAAGCGAGCGGCGAUUAUACUCUGGCGUCGAUAUAGAAAUACUCAGAGCAUACUGCAGUUCGUACUUGGAGGCGUACAAUUGUGUUCGUCAGCUUCUCCAGUCUUGUCCGACCUCUUAUCAUAAGGACAUCAAGACCGCACUUACACCCUACGCAGACGAGCCUGAGUUGACGGAGCUGUGUAGAACACAUCGCCUUUAUGAACUGUACGCCCAGUAUAUGAUGUGUUUCUCGGAUCGAGGCAAGAAGUCGGACUGGUGCUUUGAUAAGGAGAUCAACAGCUCGGUGAUGCACGUACACCAAGUGGAAGUACAGGAACUGUGCAAUCGAAUGGUGUCCGUGACACGAUGUAUCGAAAGCAACAUCCGGCUCGGCUGCGGUGAGCAGGCGGCGGAGCUCGUGCACCUCCUUGUCAAGCCCACGGUUCCCGGAAGUGGUCAGUGCGUGUACCCGCUAAAUCCGGAGACGACAUCUACCGUCAGGCGCACCCAAGUUCAACAACCAACCAAUAAACCUUCCGGUUCUGUAUCGUCGUCAAAGAAAUCAAACAGUUCUGAAGCCUUCCAUCCGAACCCAGUUUUGACGAUAUUGACUUGUGUACGUCAGCUACUCCAGUCCUGUAUGACCUCCUAUCAGCACGACAUCAAGGCCGCACUUGCAUCCUCUGCAGACGACCCUGAGUUGACCGAGCUGUGCACAACUGAUCGCAUUUAUGAAUAUAGGUAA